This is a messenger RNA of Salvelinus namaycush (lake trout), 4887 nucleotides long. Its product is annotated as zinc finger protein 345-like. The transcript is spliced from 2 exons. The record is from RefSeq and is a predicted model, not a curated record. The coding region runs from base 148 to 2799 and encodes 883 amino acids. NCBI's taxonomy places the organism in Eukaryota, Metazoa, Chordata, Actinopteri, Salmoniformes, Salmonidae.
UCCCUGUUGGACGUGAUGUGUGGUUAGCUCGUUUAGCAAACGUUACAUAUUUGUGUUGUCUUUUCUGUAGCAAUCCCACGAAAGAUCCAUUUGUGAAAACCAUCCUGAACUAUUUGGGUCUCCGCUUUUAGAUCUACCCAGCCUACCAUGUCAGAGCCGGGUUCUGGCUGUGGUGUUCCAGCCCAGAGAAGCUCACAGCGGGCUCCAGAGGUGAUGACAGUGAAGCUGGAAGACUGCAGUCAAACUCUGGAACUCAAUGUGAUUGUGAAAGAGGAGGAGGAGGAGGAGAGAGAAAUCAAGGAGGAAGAAAACAGUGACUCUGGAAAGAGCUCCAACCCAGGCUCAGACAGCAAGCCCAGUCCCACAGCAUCAGGAAAUCAUAAACAAUGCAGACAGAAGCACCAACCCUGCUGUAGCAACAGUUUUAUUUGUCCAACUCACCUCAAAUCACUCAAACAGACUCCCAAAAUAAAGAAGACAUACCUCUGCUCCCAAUGUGGGAAGAGUUUCAGUCGGACAGGAGACCUAAAGAGUCAUCAGAGAUCACACAGUAAAGAAAAGCCUUACCACUGCGCUCAGUGUGGGGAGGGAUUCACUCAACUUGGAAGUCUAAAAAGUCAUCAGAGAAUACAUACAGGGGAGAAGCCUUACCACUGCUCCCAGUGUGGGAAGAGCUUUAAUCGUUCAGGAAACCUUACAGAACAUCAAAGAAUACAUACAGGGGAAAAGCCUCACCACUGUACCCAAUGUGGGAAGUGUUUCAGUCGGGCAGGAAUUCUAAAGACUCAUAAGAGAACUCACACAGGAGAGAAACCUUUCCACUGCUCUGCUUGUGGGAAGAGUUUUACAAGAGAAGUAAGCCUAAAGAAUCAUCAAAGAGUACACACUGGAGAGAAACCUUUCCACUGCUCCACAUGUGGGAGGGGUUUCAGUGAGAAAGUAAAUCUUAAUAGACACGAGCGAGUACAUAGUGAAGAGAAGCCUUACCACUGCACCACAUGUGGGAAGAGCUUUAAUCAUUCAGGAAGCCUUAAGGAACACCAGAGAAUACAUACAGGGGAGAAACCUUACCACUGCACUGAGUGUGGAAAGAAAUUCCGUUUUGCAGGAGAUCUAAAGAAUCACCAGAGAUCACACAGUAGGGAGAAGCCUUACCACUGCUCUCUUUGUGGGAAGAGUUUCAAUCAACCCGGAAACCUAAAGAGUCAUCAGCGAAUACACAUAGAAGAGAAGCCUACCUGUACUGUCAAUGUGAUUAUCAAAGAGGAGGAGGGUGAGAGGGAAAUCAAUGAUAAGGUAAAGAGAGAAGUUGAGGAAAGUAAUGGUGUAGUUGACUCAGGUACAUCAAGACUACCUGGUCGUUGUCGUUACCCCUGCCCUCAAUGUGGGAAGAAUUUUAGUUCCUCAAGUAAUCUAAAGAAUCAUCAAAGAGUACACACUGGAGAGAAACCUUUCCACUGCUCAGCAUGUGGGAAGCGUUUCCGUGAGAAAGCACACCUUAAGAGACAUGAGAGGGUACAUAGUGGAGAGAAGCCUUACAACUGCUUCGAAUGUGGGAAGAAUUUCCGUGUGGAAGAUACUCUACAGAAACACCAGAGAAUCCACACAGGAGAGAAGCCUCACCACUGCUCUCUUUGUGGGAAGAGCUUUAAUCAUUCAGGAAGCCUUAAAGAACAUCAAAGAAUACAUAGUGGAGAGAAGCCUUACCACUGCUCUCUUUGUGGGAAGAGCUUCUAUCAUUCAGGAACCUUUAAGAAACAUCAGCAAAGACACAUUGGAGUGAAACCUACCUGUAAUCUCAAUGUGAUUGUCAAAGAGAAAGAUGGUGACUGUACUCUCAAUGUGAUUGUCAAAGAGGAGGAUGGUGACUGUAAUCUCAAUGUGAUUGUCAAAAAGGAGGAUGGGGACUGUACUCCCAAUUUGAUUGUCAAAGAGGAGGAUGGUGACUGUAAUCUCAAUGUGAUUGUCAAAGAGGAGGAUGAUGACCCAGAUACAUCAAGACUACCUGAUUGUGGUCGUUACCCCUGUCCUCAAUGUGGAAAGAAUUUUAGUUCCUCGAGUAAUCUAAAGAAUCAUCAAAGAGUACACACUGGAGAGAAACCUUUCCACUGCUCUGCAUGUGGGAAGAGUUUCAGUGAGAAAGCAAACCUUAAGAGACAUGAGAGGGUACAUGAGAAGGAAAAGAGAGAAGUUGAGGAAGAGGAGAAAACUGGUGGUGUAGUUGACCAAGAUACAUCAAGACUACCUCGUCGUGGGAGUUACCCCUGUCCUCAAUGUGGGAAGAGUUUCAGUUCCUUAGGUAAUCUAAAUAAUCAUCAAAAAGUACACACGGGAGAGAAGCCUUACCACUGCACCCAAUGUGUUAAGAGCUUCAGUGAGAAAGCAAACCUUAAGAGACAUGAGAUAGUACACAGUGGGGAGAAGCCUUACCACUGCACCCAAUGUGGGAAGAAUUUCCGUGUGGCAGAUACCCUACAGAAACACCAGAGAAUCCACACAGGAGAGAAGCCUAACCACUGCUAUUUUUGUGGGAAGAGCUUUGAUAAUUUAGGCAGCCUUAAGGAACAUAAAAAAAUACAUAAUGGAGAGAAGCCUUACCACUGCACUCAAUGUGGGAAGAGCUUCAAUUACUCAGGAAAUUUUAAGAAACAUCAAAGAAUACAUAUUGGAGAGAAUCCUACCUUUACUCUCAAUGUGAUUGUCAAAGAGGAGGAGGAAGAUGGAAAAGAGAGAGAAGUUGAGGUCAAAGAGGGAGAAGUUGAGGUCGAGGAGAGAGAAGUGAAGGAAGAGGCUACAUAAGCUAACUAGGAAAGGAGAGUUAUACCUCCUAUCCUUGCAAUGCUGUCUUCUGUGUCAAUAUGGGAUUGGGCAGCACCAUUGAGGGCGAUCUCCAUUUUAAAAUAGUCCAUAUCUUCUACUUCUAUGAGUGUAUUGGAAGGUAGCAAAUAAACUGAAAAGGUACAUACCACCACCUAUUUUGGUGGAGUGUGUAUAAUCUGAACAGGAUACCACCUAAUGUGCUGCAGUGUGUACAGUCUGAACAGGUACAAAGCCAAGGUUGGUGAUUUACUGCUACUUGCAGUUAUGGAAUGUUAGCUCAGGACUAUAAUUCAUUGGUUAACUCCUUCUGCUGACCUGGAUGGAAUUAUACCUUCCUUCCUUAACCCACAGGAAGUCCCACCAUUUUGACUACUUCAAAAUGGUGAAAGUCCUCAAUGGUGCUGCUCAUUAGACAAUACAGUGGAAAAGCCUCACCGUUGCUCUCGUUAUAGAACAUCUCUUAUUCACUAAAGCAUGUGAUAUAUAUAUAUGUAUAGAAACUGCGUUCCAGGACACAGAUCCAUGCUCGGAGUUCAUUUGACCGUGGGUUGUCGACAAUGCAGCUUUUAAAGGCAAUUUCCGACUGUGCGAACAUAUGCAGCAUUUACCGUGAAUAAGAUGUACGCGAUAGUGGGAACAUUGCCUUUAAAAGUCGGAUUGAAUCCCAGCUUCUGUCUAGUCAUGGUAAAACGUUACAUCUUUCUUCCAUUUAUUUUCUUCCAUUUAGCAGAAGCUUUUAUCCAAAGUGAUUUAUUCUGGAUGCAUAGCACAAACAACACUAUCUAACACAUUAAAGGACCAAUCCCAAGUUGAACCAAUAACAAAGCGAGGCACCCUUUGGUAUAAAGCUUAGGGAUGGGCCUGGAGAAGUGUAACCACUUUCACAUUCAUAGACAGAGCUAUGGACUGACCAUUCAUGAUCUCAUAAUGAUCUGCUAUGGACUGACCAUUCAUGAUAUCAUAAUGAUCUGCUAUGGCAUGACCAUUCAUGAUGUCAUAAUGAUCUGCUAUGGACUGACCAUUCAUGAUAUCAUAAUGAUCUGCUAUGGACUGACCAUUCAUGAUGUCAAAAUGAUCUGCUAUGAUGUCAUAAUGAUCUGCUAUGUACUGACCAUUCAUGAUGUCAAAAUGAUCUGCUAUGGACUGACCAUUCAUGAUAUCAUAAUGAUCAUUUUAACCAUGUUUUGGGCUAUACAGGGUUUGUUUACAUUUACAAUGUUUCCAAACAUUGGAGGAAAACAAGCUUAUAUUUUGGGGUUCUAAUGGAGUGUGACAGUUGAAAUAAUCUCAUGAGGGAUUAUAAAUGAUACGUUUAAGAAUCAAUAGGGAUAUACAGUAUCAUUAAUUUAUAAGUCUAAAAAUGUAUGUUACAACUGCAGAUCGCCCCUUUAAACACUACAGUAUCAUAACAACAGUUCACAGUAACAGAGGUCAGAUAGGCCUACAGUUUACGUUGUUAAACAACGUCUCUGCUUUACUUUUUAAACUGAUGAGUGAGAUGUGUAAAGGCACAUUUGGAUCACUAUUACACGUUGUACAAGGUCAUUGAUAAACUUCUCAAAUACAAUCUGCCCCGCCGCCUUCCUGUUUAAACGAGUAGUACAGCAUCAAUAGAGUAAUGCCCUGUGGGCUAUCCUAUUGAAUACAAAAUAUGUCCAUAGAAUCAUCCCACUGGGCACAGACGUCAGUUCAACGUCUAGUUUUAAUUCAUAUUUGGUUGUGAAUUCAACAAAACAUUUCACCAUGUCAUUGGAUUUAGGUCAAAAGUUUAGUGGGAAAAAAAUAAAAAAAUUCCCUUUUUAAAAAUCCGAUCAGUUUUCCACGUUGACUCAACGUCAUCGCAUUGACGUUUUUGGUUGAAAUGACGUGGAAACAACAUUGAUUCAACCAGUUUUUGCACACUGGGUUUAUGACAGAAUUCAGACAUUCUUUUUUAAACUCAGGAGAAGGGCUGGUUUGGAUUGACAUCAGAAGUAAACAAUAUGAGUGUAUUGUUAUGUCAUAAUCUGGAUGUAACCUGUGUGUAAAAUAUUGCCAAGUAUCCUUGAAUUAUAAAUGCAAACAGAA